AUGUCAUUAGAACAACAAGCACAAGAUAGAAAAAGAUUUGAUUUACCACCAACAGUACAAGAUGAAAAUUUAGAAACAGUUGAAGCAGUAUCACAAAAAAUUCAAGAUGAUAUAUUGAAAAAAUUUCAAUCAACAGUUGAUCAAAAUUUUGCAGAAGCAGGUAAAGAUAAUUUAAAAGUUGAAAAUAUAAGGAAAAAGGCAAUUACAAGUGAUUUAAUGAGAGAUUUACAACCAAAAUUAGAUGUUUUAAAUGAACGUACAAAUGAAUCAAUUCAAAAAAUUUUAAAAGAAAGAAUAAGGAAAUUAAGGGAAGAUGUCACUACUACAAAUUGA
This is a messenger RNA of Hansenula ciferrii, 333 nucleotides long. It is a transcript of the gene NTC20, whose product is annotated as Ntc20p. The transcript is spliced from 2 exons. The record is from RefSeq and is a predicted model, not a curated record. The coding region runs from base 1 to 333 and encodes 110 amino acids. NCBI's taxonomy places the organism in Eukaryota, Fungi, Ascomycota, Saccharomycetes, Phaffomycetales, Wickerhamomycetaceae.